GACCUGGGCUGCAUCUCCACCACUCUGCCCAACGCCAUGGCCAAUUCCCUCUGGAACACCAGGGCCAUCUCCUACUCGGGAUGUGCUGCCCAGCUCUUUCUCUUUCUCACCUUCUUGGCAGCAGAGUUUUCCCUUCUCACCAUCAUGGCCUACGACCGCUACGUUGCCAUCUGCAAACCCCUGCACUAUGGGUCCCUCCUGGGCAGCAGAGCUUGUGUCCACAUGGCAGCAGCUGCCUGGGGCAGUGGCUUUCUCAAUGCUCUCCUGCACACGGCCAAUACAUUUUCAAUACCCCUCUGCCAAGGCAAUGCCCUAGACCAGUUCUUCUGUGAAAUCCCCCAGAUCCUCAAGCUCUCCUGCUCAGACUCAGACUACCUCAGGGAAGGCGGGCUUCUUGUGUUUGCUGCCUUUGUUUCUUUUGCCUGUUUUCUUUUCAUUGUGGUGUCCUAUGUGCAGAUCUUCAGGGCUGUGCUGAGGAUCCCCUCAGAGCAGGGACGGCACAAAGCCUUUUCCACGUGCCUCCCUCACCUGGCCGUGGUCUCUCUGUUUCUCAGCACUGCCACAUUUGCCUACCUGAAGCCCUCCUCCAUCUCCUCCCCAGUACUAGACCUAGUGAUGUCCAUUCUGUACUCGGUGGUGCCUCCGGCUUAUUAUAAUAUUAUUCCUAAUCUCGCUUUUUGA
Molecule: messenger RNA, 681 nt
Organism: Chroicocephalus ridibundus (black-headed gull)
Lineage: Eukaryota; Metazoa; Chordata; Aves; Charadriiformes; Laridae
Product: olfactory receptor 14A16-like
Exons: 2
Biological process (GO): G protein-coupled receptor signaling pathway
Cellular component (GO): membrane
Molecular function (GO): G protein-coupled receptor activity; odorant binding; olfactory receptor activity
Source: RefSeq, a predicted model, not a curated record